Messenger RNA from Apis laboriosa (Himalayan honeybee), 710 nucleotides. It is a transcript of the gene mRpL32, whose product is annotated as 39S ribosomal protein L32, mitochondrial. Gene Ontology annotation, cellular component: mitochondrial large ribosomal subunit. NCBI's taxonomy places the organism in Eukaryota, Metazoa, Arthropoda, Insecta, Hymenoptera, Apidae. The transcript has 4 exons. Gene Ontology annotation, molecular function: structural constituent of ribosome. The coding region runs from base 25 to 645 and encodes 206 amino acids. The record is from RefSeq and is a predicted model, not a curated record. Gene Ontology annotation, biological process: translation.
UAUGUUUUAUGAUAUAUUUUAAACAUGGCGAAUAAUAUUUUUAAUACGUUAUACCAAGCAUUUAAAACAUUUGAUCAAAUAAUUAAUAUUAUUUUAGGACGCAAUUUUCCAAAUAAUUUAUACGUGAUUGAAUGUAAUUCUAUAAAACAAGUACAAUCUAUUAAUUUUCCUGGGCAAUCUUUAAAAGAUAUAUUAAAUAAUACAAUUUUAUGGGCUGUACCUAAAAAACGGCGAACUAUCGAAAAACGUCUUUGUCGAAGAUUUGGUAUUCCUGAAUUACAUUGGAAACCCCAUGUUCCUAAAACUAAUAUCUUAAUGUGUAGAAAAUGUGGUCAUGAUUAUGAAGCUGGUACUCUUUGUGGAUAUUGUUAUGAAAUAGUUAAAAAAGAAACAGAAAUAAUGCAACAAGCUAUACAAGACUCGUUAGGAUUAAAACCUGUGGAACAAGAUGUUAUAGUAUUAUAUGAAGGAGAAAAAGAACAAUAUGAAGAUAAUUUUUGGAAGAAACAAAGGAUUGUAGAAUUACGUAAGAAAAGACCUGAUUGGUUCAAUCCAAAUUUACUUCAACGAACAACAAAAGAAGAAAUUGAUUCGAAGAAAGAAAAACUUAAACUGGAAUCUUCAGAAAAUAUUAAGAAUAAUUAAAUAGUUAUUUUAUUAAUAAACUCUGUUUAAAUUAAAUAAAUUUAAAUAAUAGAAAAAAGAGUUAU